Molecule: messenger RNA, 498 nt
Organism: Aspergillus chevalieri
Lineage: Eukaryota; Fungi; Ascomycota; Eurotiomycetes; Eurotiales; Aspergillaceae
Exons: 1
Coding region: 1-498 (165 amino acids)
Biological process (GO): endosomal transport
Cellular component (GO): BLOC-1 complex
Source: RefSeq, a predicted model, not a curated record
AUGUCCACCCAACCCCAACCCCACCCAGACUCAACCCCAGACCCAGACCACGACAAACGCACCGCCGAAGCCAAAACCGCCUUCACCGCAUCCCUCUCCUCCAUCGGCACAAACCACGACGCCCCCCUCCGCGCCCGCGCCUCCCUCCUCCACGCCAACGCCUCCGCGCUUAUGAAACAAGAAAACAACGUUGUGCAGGCGACGGAGGAUCUGGGGCGGUCGAAUGGGGAGUUGGAGAGGGUGGCGGAUAAGGCGCGGGAGGGGUUGAAGGAGAUUGGGGAUGUGCAGAAUUGGGCGGAGGUUAUUGAACGGGAGUUGUUGGUUUUGGAGGAGGUUGUUAGGAAUGUUGAGGAGAGUGUUGAAGAGCAGGAAGGUGGAGUUGGUGGGCAUGGGGAUAGGGAUAGGGAUGGGGGUGGUGGUAGUAGUGGUGAGCAGAGGAGUGGUGAUGCUGUUGGUAGGGGGAAUGGGGAGAGUAAUGGGUGGUUGAGGUGGUGGUAG